AUGAGAUUCUCAAUUAUUGCCACAUUUGUUGUAUCAACACUUUUGACAAGCGUAGCCACCGCACAUAACGUUCUAUUACCACCUUAUGGUCGUAGAUGUUUUUUCGAAGAAUUGAAUCAAAAUGAUGAAUUGGCAAUUACUUACCAAUUCGGUGACAGAAAUCCUCAGUCCAGCAGUCAAUUAUCUGGUGAUUUCGUCAUUUAUUCAGUGGAAAGAAAUGAGGUCAUUAGAACAGUUUCUGAUGCAUCUCAUGGUGAAGUCACCGUCGUUGUUCCAUACAAAGGUAAGUAUCAAUACUGUUUUGGAAAUGAAAAAUCUGGUAUCGAUACUAAAGAUGUCACUUUUAACAUUCAUGGAGUCGUUUACAUCGAUGAAGAUGAUUCAAAAACGUUAGGUGGUGCAAUCAAAAAGUUAUCAAAAUUAGUCAGAGAAGUUAAAGAUGAACAAAGUUACAUUGUCAUUAGAGAAAGAACACACAGAAACACUGCUGAAUCAACUAACGACCGUGUUAAGUGGUGGUCCGUAUUCCAAGUGGGUGUGGUAGUUGCUAACUCAGUCUUCCAGAUUUAUUACUUGAAGAGAUUCUUUGAAGUCACUUCUUUAGUCUAA
Messenger RNA from Kazachstania africana CBS 2517, 609 nucleotides. It is a transcript of the gene EMP24, whose product is annotated as Emp24p. Gene Ontology annotation, biological process: intracellular protein transport; Golgi organization; endoplasmic reticulum to Golgi vesicle-mediated transport. The transcript has a single exon. The record is from RefSeq and is a predicted model, not a curated record. Gene Ontology annotation, cellular component: endoplasmic reticulum; endoplasmic reticulum-Golgi intermediate compartment; Golgi apparatus. Bases 1 to 609 code for a protein of 202 amino acids. Lineage: Eukaryota; Fungi; Ascomycota; Saccharomycetes; Saccharomycetales; Saccharomycetaceae.